GCCGUUAGAAGGGGACGAAGGGCGUUUCGCCACGCGCUCGCGCAGCCCGGAAUAUCUUGUGUGCGAGUGUACGCAACAAAGGAACACGCCCGGUGUAUAUGCUUCUGCUGCUGCGAGAUCCGCGGUAUAUGUAUCGGCAGUCGCCGACCAUAACGAAGCAACUGUUCCUCGCCGCGUUGCGAAGGCCAUCAGUGCGAUAAGUGUUCUCCAUUCUACGCGACAGUGCGUGCAGGGCUAAUCUUAUCUCUCGUUGACGCUGAUCUAUCUAAAGUGUAUCACCUCACGGAGUAGCGAUAAGCUCGGCAUAAAAGGCCACUGCGCUCUUGCGCGAGCGUAGGAUUCGUGCCCGAAGACACCGCCAUGCCGGAUCACGGACGAGCACGGGUGCACCGUUUUCGCGACCACGUUGUCGCCGGCGUCAACUGGCGACCGACGCGAUUCGUCGACGAGGUUCCCAGUUCACGUGUGUGCGGCCUCUGCCUCAUGAUCCCAAAAAGGAUGCUGGUGUUCCCGUGCGGUCACACUCUGUGCCAAUCUUGCCACGCAGCCAGCUUGGAAGGGGGCGUUGGCCAGUGUCCGUUGGAUCAAGAGGCAUUCGAAGAAGCGGAGUGCGUCGGUUACGAAUUCCCUGCCAGGAAAGCAAACGCCGUGAAGGUGUACUGCUGGAACGAAGCGCACGGUUGCGAGUACACGGGCACCAUGGACCGCAUGUUGGAACACUACGAGAACGAGUGCACAUUUCACACCGUGGAAUGUGUGCGAUGCAGCGAGGGAGUCCAGCACAAGGACCUGCGGGCGCACUACGCGGCGGGAUGCAGUGCCGACGUUUCUGCCGCGAUCACGGAGUCCUCGGAGCAUACAGCACCGACCCUUGCAGCCGUGAACGCUGCCCUUGAAGAUGUGAAGGCGAUGUUGGGAUGCCUCAACCACGAUCAGCUGCUGCCGGUGAUUCAGAGUCAGCUGAAUGAGCUUACGGAACAAGUAAGAAGGCAGGAAACCAGGUUCGCUGAGAUCACUCGCGAGCUCGGAGAAUGCGAGCACAACUUAAAGGGCGAGAUGGCUCAAAUCGCCGCCACGAUUUCAUCGAACGUGUCGCACCAGCGGACGUCUCGGGAAAAUCCGGAGGAGGAAGCCAGCACGUCGAGGUCGCUGUCGUUGAGCUCGGAAAAGGCGAUGAUACUUCGAAAGUUGGAACGUUUAGCGCACCUGGAAAACUGGCGGGAAACUUCCCCGAAGCCUGAUUGCAGCCCUGUCAUUGCUCACUGUGGGCAUGCGCGUGGUGCCAUUCCCCAUUUCGUGAGUACGCUGUCGACAGCCGCGUGGAUUGAACGAACUUGCAGAGUUGAGUAUCUGCUGACCCUGGAAAACUGUGAGGACAUGAUUCAGUGGCCGCAACGGAAAAAAACGUUCGCUGAGAUUACGGUGUGGCACACGAGGGACACGUACUUCACGAUCACCGUCAACCAGUACACCAUUUUUUCUGCAUCUACUCUCGCUGUGCAGAUCGUGUUUAACGGCAUGCUGGUUGACUCUAAGUGUUGGCCGCCUUAUUGGAGCGUCCACGCGCUGCAUAGCGUAACACGCGAUCAACGUUCGUUGGCUCCCAUGGUCGAUCGCUGUACCUGCUAUCGCGAUGAUGACUCAUUGGCCCACUACCACCUCGGUUUUUCUAUAAGAGUUCCAUCGCUGAGAGAUGGCGGUUACCUCCGAGACGGAAAGUUAGUUUGAAAUCCUCCUGACCAAUACAGAAGCGUGCAAUCGGAUCAAAGGAACGCGCUAACGUCCGUCAUCGCACAAUGUGUAGUGCACUGCUGAAUCCUCCUUGGCACUUCCCGAAAUGUGUCACAUGAGCUAAACGAAUUUUUUAUCUCCUUUCUAAUAAAUAAAGUGGGCUCCGCGAAAUUUAUUUUUAAUUUGGAUCCUUAGUAACUCUCAAACUAGAGUUUUCUUUACGUUGCUGGCCGUUCAUGUUGCUCUUUAUUUAUUGAGCUAAUACAGUUUUUGUUCCUAAAUAUUGUGCUCCUCGAGUGGUUUCUGAGCUUAUGGCGUUCACCUCGAUACUGUUCCAUCCAUUAUAGCCGUGCCGCAAUUAAAGCGAUUGAUUUCAAGGCGACGUUCGUGUUUCAUUCUACGCUGUAGCACCACGCGUUGUCCUUUCUCCGAAAUUCCCUGCCAAUCUCGACGUUCGCAGUGCCGAGGCCCUCGUCGAUGGCUUUGAACCCUGUUUUUCGGCAAGCUUUUUCUACUCGGCCAUUCAUUACCGGGGCAUUCAAAGUUCUAACACAGACACAAUCAGACCACGGAAAACACGGGGAAGACGGGAGAUCGAAAUUCAAGAUGAUGAACAAAAGAGAACAAGGUGAAUGCGGGGAGCCAAGGUUUUGACAAGUGGAUUCGUCUUUUUCAAGCCGACAUAUGCUUUCCUGCCACAGUAUAGAUAGGUAGAGAUGUUCUAAAGGGGAGAGGGGGUAAGGCGGGUGGUUGCGGCAACGAUCUACGGUGUUAUAAUAAAAACUACAAUAAUAAAUGGAAAAAGACACGCACACCACACUAUUCUGCAGUAUGUUUACAAUACAAUGCAUUUCUAUUACACACUGCUCUUUUCCAUGCUUCAAUCCUUCUAUAUAGAGCGUGAGGUGUGCCUUUCUUUUUCUACGUCCUUUGUGUCCCCCCCCCCCCCCCAUCCCCCUGUGUACAUCAAGCCCUGUUUUCCAUGAAUAAAAUUCA
Dermacentor andersoni is the source of this 2727-nucleotide messenger RNA. NCBI's taxonomy places the organism in Eukaryota, Metazoa, Arthropoda, Arachnida, Ixodida, Ixodidae. The record is from RefSeq and is a predicted model, not a curated record.